Phoenix dactylifera (date palm) is the source of this 1767-nucleotide messenger RNA. Its product is annotated as tubulin beta-5 chain. The record is from RefSeq and is a predicted model, not a curated record. Gene Ontology annotation, molecular function: GTPase activity; structural constituent of cytoskeleton; GTP binding. Lineage: Eukaryota; Viridiplantae; Streptophyta; Magnoliopsida; Arecales; Arecaceae. Gene Ontology annotation, cellular component: microtubule. Gene Ontology annotation, biological process: microtubule-based process.
CCUCCUACAAAAGCCCUCUCAAAUCGCUCACCCCUCUCCGCCCUCCGCUCCCCUCCAACCAUCCCCUCCUCCCUUCGCCGCCGCCACCUUUUCGUCGGAACCCUAGCCGGGCCGCCCGGAGACGCACAGGACGAGGGCGGCGCUUGGAGGCGAAGAUGAGGGAGAUCCUUCACGUACAGGGCGGGCAAUGCGGGAACCAGAUCGGGGCCAAGUUCUGGGAGGUGAUCUGCGACGAGCACGGGAUCGACCACACCGGCAAAUACUCCGGCGACUCCGACCUCCAGCUCGAGCGUAUCAACGUCUACUACAAUGAGGCCAGCGGCGGGCGCUACGUCCCCAGGGCGGUGCUCAUGGAUCUGGAGCCCGGGACCAUGGAUUCCGUGAGAUCCGGGCCCUUCGGCCAGGUCUUCCGGCCGGACAACUUCGUCUUCGGCCAGUCCGGGGCCGGGAACAACUGGGCCAAGGGGCACUACACCGAGGGCGCCGAGCUCAUCGACUCCGUUCUUGAUGUGGUCCGCAAGGAGGCCGAGAACUGCGACUGCUUGCAAGGAUUCCAAGUAUGCCAUUCGUUGGGAGGAGGCACUGGAUCUGGCAUGGGAACACUUCUUAUUUCUAAGAUCAGAGAGGAGUACCCAGACCGUAUGAUGUUGACGUUCUCAGUUUUUCCAUCACCCAAGGUCUCUGACACAGUUGUGGAGCCAUACAAUGCUACACUUUCUGUCCAUCAGCUUGUCGAGAAUGCUGAUGAAUGUAUGGUCCUUGAUAAUGAAGCUCUCUAUGAUAUCUGCUUCCGCACUCUCAAGCUUGCCACUCCUACCUUUGGUGAUCUUAAUCAUCUCAUCUCCGCUACCAUGAGUGGUGUAACCUGUUGCCUAAGGUUCCCAGGUCAGCUCAACUCUGACCUUAGAAAGCUUGCGGUCAACUUGAUCCCUUUCCCCCGCCUUCACUUCUUCAUGGUGGGGUUUGCGCCCUUAACCUCUAGAGGCUCCCAGCAGUACCGGGCCCUCACCGUUCCUGAGCUGACUCAGCAAAUGUGGGAUGCUAAGAAUAUGAUGUGUGCUGCUGACCCUCGACAUGGCCGCUACCUCACAGCUUCAGCCAUGUUCCGUGGGAAGAUGAGCACAAAAGAAGUGGAUGAACAAAUGAUCAAUGUGCAGAACAAGAACUCAUCCUACUUUGUUGAGUGGAUUCCUAACAAUGUCAAAUCCAGUGUGUGUGACAUCCCACCAAAGGGGUUGAAGAUGGCAUCUACAUUCAUUGGGAACUCAACUUCCAUCCAGGAGAUGUUCCGCAGGGUAAGUGAGCAGUUCACAGCGAUGUUCAGGAGGAAAGCUUUCUUGCACUGGUACACUGGUGAGGGAAUGGAUGAGAUGGAGUUCACCGAGGCUGAGAGCAAUAUGAAUGAUUUGGUGGCCGAGUACCAGCAAUACCAGGAUGCAACAGCUGACGAAGAAGAGUAUGAGGAGGAAGAGGAAGAGGAAGAGAUGGCCUGAGUUUUAUAUCAUAUGCUUCUGACAAUUUUCACUUCAGGUUGCUUUGAGAGGGUUUGGUAUGGUGUGAUAUGAGAACCACUUUUCUGUCUGUAUUCAUUUUGUGACUCUGCGAAUGUGUUGCUUGUGAUUUCUGGGCCUGGAGUUUGUACGAGCAUUACACCUUAUCAUUGCUAACUUUAUGUUUCUACUUUGUGAGAUAUUAUGUUGCUCUACAAUCUGUGCCAUCUCAUUUAUGGACCUGUGCCCUGAUUUUGUUUUGGCACGGAUUCUAACA